AUGUGGAGCAAACGCUGCGUCUUGGCGCUGAUCGCCAGCUGCGUCUUGUGGCUGGCCCUGGCCACCAGAGAGGCCGCCGGCGAGACAAUGAUCGAGGUGGACGAGCACGGGGACGAGUACGAGCUGAAGCGCUUUCACAUCCAGGGCCGGCAGCUGAACGGGAAUGGCAGCAAGUCGCAGUGCGUGGUGACCAGGCGGAAGCGGGCCAGCGGUCGCUCCUUGGCGCUGGCCGGGCCCAGCGUCUCGGUUAGCUCACAGCAGCUCAGUCUGAGCGCGGUGCCGGCGGGCGUAGAGCAUCGGGAGGCGGUGCUGCAGCUGGAGCAGGAGCCGGGCAGCAAGCGUCGUUAUGUGGCACUGGCCGCGGAGCAGCCGGAGCAAGUGCAGCUGCAGGUGCAGGUGCAGGAGCAGCCGAUGGCCGUCACCCAGCAGCAGCAGCAGCAGCAGCAGCAGCAGAAACAGUUCUCCGGGCAGAACUCCAGCCCCUUUGUGGGCGCCACCUUUGCCCAGGCUGUGCCCGGCGGCGUCAGCGUGGUGGCCAAUGCGGCCACCCACGCCAAUGUGGGCGGGGACGCGGGCAUCGUUGUGGUCGAAUCCCAACAGCCGCCCAAGGUGAAUCCCAACACGCACGCCGUCUUCGAGCUGAAGCCGCUGUCGCCGCUGAAGCAAACGGACUUUGUCUACUACGGGGAGGAUCUGGAUCUGGACGAGGACGAGGAUGAGGAUGGCGGCGACGAUGGCUUCUACUAUCAGGGCGUUGGCCUCUACGAUGAGUACGAACACUUCGUUACCGAGGACAGCCCGGUCAGCACCUCGGCCAUUUGGAGCACGGGCGGCGACGAUGACGGCGAUAUUCAUCCCGUUAUCAAUGAGCCCAAUCAGCGGCCGGUGGAGAGCAAGAAGAAGAAGAAGAAGCAGCAGCAGCAGCAGGUGAAGCGCAGAAAGAGCGGGCAGAAGAGAAAACAGCAGGAGAAGGAGAAGGAGAAGGAGAAGAAGAAGCGACGACCAGCAGAGCAGACGCUGGCAGAGCUGGAGCAGCAGCAGAACAAGCCAGCCAGUAGCAGCAGCAGCUCCUCCUCCUCCUCCUCCUCCUCGCCCACCAAGCGCCGCAAGACCAAGCCCAGCCAGAAGAAAAAGAAGAAGAGCAGACCGAGCAGCUCCGUCAACAAGCGCCGACGCCCCAGCAGCAGCAGCAGCAGCAGCGGCAGCAGCGUCUACAGCUACAGCGAUGCCAUGGGCGGCUAUAGACGUCGUCGGCCGCAGCAGACGACGGAGGCGCAGCGCCGCCGUCGGCUGCAGCAGAAGCGUCGUCGCCAGCAACUGCAGCGCCGUCGACGUCGCCGCAACAAGAUACGCAACCAGAAUAUUAACGGCGUCGGCGUCGGCGUCGGCUAUCGUCGUGAAUACUUCGGCGACGAGCCGAUCGUCAAUUGCAUUUACAUCAACAAGGAUCCGCCGACAACGACGACGACGACGACGCCGCGUCCCUUCUGGAAUCUGCUGGGACGCGGCGCGCAGCCGCAGAACGCCGACGCGGAGCAGACGCUGCGUCGCCGCAGUGGCGAAUUCGGGCAGCGCAAGCGCACAAAUCUCAAGUUUGUGGCCUAA
Drosophila virilis is the source of this 1605-nucleotide messenger RNA. The record is from RefSeq and is a predicted model, not a curated record. Lineage: Eukaryota; Metazoa; Arthropoda; Insecta; Diptera; Drosophilidae.